AUGGCAACCAACACUUGUACCCUUCAGAUUUUUUCCCUCAUUGCCAUCUGCAUACCUUGUGCCAUAUCCUUCCAGUUGGACUUUCCAGCAGUUUUCAACUUUGGUGAUUCAAAUUCUGAUACUGGUGCUCUUAUUGCCAUUGGUUUUGAGAGCCUUUACCCUCCAAAUGGACAAACUUACUUCCAAAUACCAUCGGGAAGAUACUUUGAUGGUCGUCUCAUCAUCGAUUUCCUUAUGGAUGCUAUGGACUUGCCAUUCCUAAAUGCCUACCUGGAUUCUUUGGGUUUUCCAAAUUUUAGGAAAGGAUGCAACUUUGCUGCAGCAGCUGCAACUAUCCUCCCAGCCACUUCAUCUUCCCUCUGCCCCUUUUCCUUUGGGGUUCAGGUGUCUCAGUUCCUCCGAUUCAAAGCUAGGGCCCUUGAAUUGAUUGCCAAAGGUAUCUGCCAAAGCACAAGAUUAGCAUACUCCAACCUCCUCAGUAACCAAUUCAACCCUCGACAAAUGAAAUCCCCAAUUCGAAGAUGACCUAACUUUUCCCCAAUUUUAUUUCUCCAAUUUAAAAUCUCUAGCCUAUUUUAUUUUUCCAAACCUC
Molecule: messenger RNA, 592 nt
Organism: Vigna radiata var. radiata (mung bean)
Lineage: Eukaryota; Viridiplantae; Streptophyta; Magnoliopsida; Fabales; Fabaceae
Product: GDSL esterase/lipase At1g54790-like
Exons: 2
Coding region: 1-525 (174 amino acids)
Molecular function (GO): hydrolase activity, acting on ester bonds
Source: RefSeq, a predicted model, not a curated record